AUGAUCUGGGGAAAUCAUUCACUGCUGAUGGAAUUUGUGUUCCUGGCCUAUCCCUCCCAACCAGAGCUCCGUGUCUUAUCCUUCCUUGGAGUCAGCCUAGUUUAUACCUUGAUUAUCAGUGGGAAUGUCCUAAUUAUAGUGGCCAUCCAGACAGAAGCCCGUCUACACACAUCCAUGUACUAUUUCUUGGGCAGCCUCUCAGGAGUGGAAAUAUGCUACACUGCUGUGGUGGUGCCCCACAUCCUGGCCAACAUCCUACAGUCAGAGAAGACCAUCACCCUCCUGGGCUGUGCCACUCAGAUGAUCUUCUUCAUCGGGCUUGGCAGUGCUGAUUGCUUCCUCUUGGCCUCCGUGGCCUAUGACCGGUAUGUUACCAUCGGCCACCCCUUGCAGUACCCUCUCACCAUGACUUUAACUCUCUGUGUCCGCUUAGUCGUGGCCUCUGUGGUCAUCGGCUUGUUCCUGUCCAUACAACUGGUGGCCUUCAUCUUCUCUCUGCCAUUCUGCUGGGCUCAGAGUAUCGAGCACUUCUUUUGUGAUGUGCCACCCGUGAUGCAUCUUGUUUGUGCCAACAGCCACAUCCAUGAGCAGUCAGCUGUGGCAGCCACACUGGCCAUUGCCAUGCCCUUCUUCUUCAUUGCCACCUCCUAUGUCUUCAUCGUUGCUGCCGUGCUCAAGAUCCACUCCGCAGCGGGGCGUCACCAGGCCUUCUCCACCUGCUCCUCCCAUCUUUCUGUGGUCCUGCUGCAGUAUGGCUGUUGCGCCUUCACGUACCUGCGCCCCAACUCCAUCUACUACCCUAAGCAAGAUCAGUUCAUCUCCCUGGUGUACACAUUGGGAACCCCAAUGCUCAACCCACUUACCUACACCCCGAGGAACAGUGAAAUGAAGGGGAUUCUGGGGAGAGUUCUUACCAGGAAUUGCCUCUCCCAUAACAAAUAG
This is a messenger RNA of Neomonachus schauinslandi (Hawaiian monk seal), 942 nucleotides long. RefSeq names its product olfactory receptor 10W1. Gene Ontology annotation, cellular component: membrane. NCBI's taxonomy places the organism in Eukaryota, Metazoa, Chordata, Mammalia, Carnivora, Phocidae. The record is from RefSeq and is a predicted model, not a curated record. Gene Ontology annotation, molecular function: G protein-coupled receptor activity; olfactory receptor activity. Gene Ontology annotation, biological process: G protein-coupled receptor signaling pathway.